AGUUCGGGCGGUUGCCGCCACCGGGCUCGGGUUGUGUUUGCGCCCGCCGGUUGCACCUGGCGGCGGGGUGGGAGCGAUCGUGCUGGCCGACGCUCCGUCUGGGUCCGGGUCGGGACGUGCUCGGACUGCCGAUGCGCCGCUCCCCUCGCUCGGGGUCGGAUAUGUGACCGGGUUUGGGGGCUGGCUGGAAGAGGGGUAUCCUGCGGGAGAAUGUGCGUCUACUGAAGGUCCGGAGAAGCCUGUGGUGACAAAGAUGGCUCGUGAGGAGAAAGACAUCCAUAGGAGCGAUUCCAUCAUCCCAUGCUUCCUAACAAUCGAGCUACUGAUUAUGGUUGGGAUGGUCUUGCUCACGUACUACUUUGAGUACACGGACACAUUCACCGUGCACUGGCAGGGUUUCUUCUGCUAUGACAGUGCCUACAUGAAGCCAUACCCAGGGCCGGAGGAGAUGAGCGUUCUUCCACCAGUCCUGCUCCAGUCGUUAGCGUCAGCCAUUCCCAUGGCAACAAUAGUUCUGGGCGAGUUGGCCACGUUCACCUUUCGGUCAGAAUUUAUCCGCCGCGAGCGCACCAUCGUGACAGCGGAUUGCUGCACCCUGAACCCUCUGGUCCGCAGGGUCAUCAGGUUCUUGGGGGUUUACGCAUUUGGCCUGUUUGCCACCGAUAUAUUUGUGAACGCGGGGCAGGUGGUGAUGGGAAGCCCCACGCCACAUUUCCUCACCGUCUGUCAACCCAACUACACGGCUCUGGGCUGCAACCAGCCUUCCCAGUUCAUCAUCUCCCCAGAUGCCUGCACCGGAAGCCCGAGACUGGUGUCCAGUGCCAGGCGAGCUUUCCCUUGCAAGGAUGCAGCGCUGAGCAUGUACGCUGCCGUCUAUACAGUGUCCCACAGAGACCGCUGUGUGAGUGCGGCUUCUUCCUGUUCACAGAUGUACGUCACAAUCAUGUUCCAGGCGAAGGGGACGCGGCUGACCAAGCCCGCGGUGUGCCUCACUCUCCUGUGCCUGACCUUCCUCACCGGGGUGGUGCGGGUGUCUGAGUAUCGGAACCACUGGUCCGAUGUGCUGGUGGGAUUCGUGACCGGAGCUGCCGUUGCGGUGUUUCUGGUCUGCUGCGUCGUGCACAGGUUUAGAGGGUCAGACCCUGUCUGUAAGAAGGUGGGGAACGUCUCGAAACCAGUCCGUGUGAUGCUCGCCCUCCCCUGUGUGGAAAGUCCACUAGAAAAAAUUGUUCAGCUGAAUUCUCAGAAGGAACAUGAACGAUCCUGCUUCUUCCCCUCGACGCCGGAUGUGUUGAUUGCCACUCGGUCGGUGAUGAGUGAAGUCUGAAUUCCAGACGGAGCCCAGUGCGUGUACAGCUUUGCAUGAACUGCAGUCUCACUCAUGUAGAGUCUAGUGAUUGUCAGAUUUGUAGGAACAUUUCCCUGUGGUAUCACCUUUUGUUUCUGUUCUUCUCAAUCCUUUUGAGUGGAGCACCAAUCCUCUCUGUUGGCAAACACCAUCCUUAGGAACAGGUACGAGAUCCCCUGUAAGUGUUGCUGCUGUUACAGCUGCCCCCACUUCUGCUUGGAGCCAUGGUUUGUUAUCGAGGCUGUUUGUGACUGGUCUGGGGUGGGUGGGGGGAGUGUCUCUCUGCUGCUGGUUUACUAAGUGGAUUAGGGGUGACUUUUCCAUACUUUCCCAGGCCAGGGCCUUCCAACAGAUGGGCUCUGACCUUCAUUAUCGCUGGAAUUCCACAAUGUCAUUUCACUCAUCAUCUGACUAUAGGAAUAAGCAAAGAUACCCUCACAAGAUCAAGGGGGAGCUGGGGUAGACAUCAUCUGGAUAAUGGAUGGGGAAUGUGCGAGAUCAUCUGGACAUUGGUGGCUACUGGCUGGACAUUCGGUGAGGACUGGCUGGCUCUCUGGUACAGUCACAUACGUUGGACAUCGAGGGGGGAGAUUCUCUAGACAUCGGGUGGGGAUAUUGGCUGGGAAUCAGAUUGACAUUAAAGACAAGAUUAUCUGUUGACAUUGGGUGGGGAUGGUAUAUCUGGAUGAACUUAAUGAAGACUGUGUGGACUUUGGAUGUAAACUGUCUGGAGCUUAGAUAGGAUUAUUAUUUUGGGGUCAGUAGAACAAUAGAUGGGGAUGACUAGAAAUUAAAUAAACACUGGGGAGAGACUUUGUGCAUGGACUGUCUGAAUGAUAUCUAGAAAUUUGGAAAGGGUAGCUUCAAACUGUACAUCAGAUGUAGGUUGUCUGUUCACCUUCUUAACAUUUGGUGGACACCAACAAGGACAAGAGUGGGGAUAGUUUGAACAUGCAGUGGAAAUUGCCAGAUAUCAGUAUCAUAGCUUUCCAACGGAAUAUCACAGGCUUCCCUCUCUUGGCACGGGUGGUCCAAAUGGCUGGUCUAGAUAAGGACGCGCUGCUGAUAGGAGGUGAGAAUCCUGGACCUUCUGUGCACCAGCCCUGGAAGAAGAUCUCGGGUAAUAACUUGCAGGGAUUUUGCCUCUUCCUGCACUUUAGGGAUGCAGGGAUGUAGUGUAAUAUAAAUACACAGCUGCAUCAGAAGGAGCCACUUCAGAAUUAUCUGUCAUGCUGUCUUUGUAAUAGAGAAGUAUUUGCCAGAAGGAAAGGAACCUUGGAGCUACAAAAAGGCAGAGCUCUUGCAGCUGGAUGAAUCUUCAGAUGCAUCUUCAGAUGCUGGAAAUCUGGUGGAACUCAGCAGGUCGAGCAGCAUCUACGGAGGGAGAGAACAGUCAAUGUUUUGGGCCGAGGCCCUUCAUCAAGACUGGAAAGGAAGAGGGCAGAAGCCACAAUAAAAGGGGAAGGGUUGGGGGGAAAGGUGCACAAUCUGGCAGGUGAAAGGGUGGUGACUGGGGGAGGGAGAAAAUAAUGUGAGAAGCUAGGGUAUGACAUACAAUAGAGGCAAAGGACCGGAAAAGAAAAAAUCUGGUUGGAGAGGACAGGAGACCAUGGAAUAACACAAAGGAGGUGAGGAACCAGAGGGAGGAAAGUGAAGGUGAGGAAGCGGAAAGAACAAUGGUAAGGGGGCCACAGGAAUAAUGGGAAACAACAUGGGGGACAUUGGGAAGUGGUUAUCACUUCCUAUUUCCACACUAACAGGCCUGUCCAUGGCCUCCUUUACUGCCGUGUUGAUGCCAUGGAACAACACCUCGUAUCCCAACUUGUUGGCAUCAACAUCAAAUUCUCUAAUUUCUAUGGACUGUGCACCCCCACCCGGCCCACCGAGUUCCUCCAGCAUCUCGCCUGUGUUGUCACAGGUGGGCGAGUAGCCCAGGCAUGGCUUGUGGAUGAUAGCAUUGUGUUCUCACCACUCUGCUUAGCUGUUAGUGCCGUUGCCAGUAGCAGCAUCAAGCAGACGUGAGGAUGAAUGGAACAGAGCUCCCAGAAACAUUAAGACAAGGAUCAAUCCAAGGUGCUCCUCAGCAAUUAACUAAUCCUUUUGGGAGUUCAGUGACUGAUAAGCUGCCUGCCCUGUGCAGAAUGUGAAUUUUCAUUAAAUGUUGAAAUACUCUGAUGAUUGAAAAGAAGCACAAUGUGGUGUAUGUUUGGAUUAAACUAAUAUGA
Mobula hypostoma (lesser devil ray) is the source of this 3573-nucleotide messenger RNA. It is a transcript of the gene plppr2a, whose product is annotated as phospholipid phosphatase related 2a. The record is from RefSeq and is a predicted model, not a curated record. Lineage: Eukaryota; Metazoa; Chordata; Chondrichthyes; Myliobatiformes; Myliobatidae. Gene Ontology annotation, cellular component: plasma membrane. Gene Ontology annotation, biological process: phospholipid dephosphorylation; phospholipid metabolic process; signal transduction. Gene Ontology annotation, molecular function: phosphatidate phosphatase activity. Bases 254 to 1327 code for a protein of 357 amino acids. The transcript is spliced from 8 exons.